UCGACCAGACGGUCGACUUUGCAGAGUAUUGCAGGACUGCAAAUGGCGGUUCUGCCAGUUCACGCGUACGGGCCUCGUCCAGGCGCCGCUCCUCGCGGACCUGCCUGACGGCGGAGUGAAGUGCGAUUCAUCGCGAAAAAAAAUCAGUAACGGCGGAGUGAAAGAAAUCAACUUAGAUAGGUGUCUGUGAUUGUCAUCUCAACUAGUGGGAAGAGAGAAAAUCCAGUCACUGGCGUCAGAGGAUAUGAAUUGUGAAUAAGGAUGUAAUAUAAUGAUAAAAAAUGCAGGACAAGAUGCAAGCUGAGCUGAUGUACCGAAAGGCUCCGGUGAUGUCUUCACACCAGGAUGUGGCGACGACACAGACCAGUAUCCAUAAGGUGAAGAGAGAACAUCGGGAUUCCAGGGAAACCAUACACUCAGGUCACUUUAUGGUGUCGGAUUUCGAAGCUGAAGCUCAGGAUGAUGAAGAUGAACUUGCAGUCCCUGUUCCAGACGAAGAGGUCGCUCGGUUGGCGAUUAUCGCGCCCGCCGGCUUCUCUUUGGAAAAGUUCGUGUCAAAUUCCUCGAAAGAUAAAAAUUCACAACAAUUGAGCAUCGAAACUUCACUCAACAAACUCUUCCAGUGCAUGUCUCUUGCUUACAGACAGAAGUUGACAUCGCCCAAGUGGAACCGCUUUAAAGGAAUCAGACUAAGGUGGAAGGACAAAAUCAGAUUGAACAAUGUCAUUUGGAGGUGUUGGCAUAUGCAGUUUAUUCUGAAACAAAAUACUUUGGUCUGCCAAUUUGCUUCCCCGCUUGAUGUCGAUACCCACAAUAAGCCGGAGGCUGUAGUUUUAGAGGGCAAAUACUGGAAGCGGAAACUUGCAGCGGUAACAGCAGAAUAUAAGAAAUGGCGAAUGUUCUACCGAAACAAGGUCCUUGGUUGGACAAGCAAGGAUGGUACCGAUAUGUUGGAGUCGAUGGAUAUGUUGGAAUGGAGCAACGGUAUGGGAACUUCAGGGGGCUUCGGGCCUGGUGCCGGGAAUUCUUAUGGAGGAAUCGGCGGGUUGCCAGGUGGAGACAGUGUGCACAGCAUGAUGGUUGAUGAAGAUUACAUGGAACUUAUGACUGACACGCUUUUUUCCACGAUUAGUUCCAAUCAGCCGAUAUAUUUCCCCGACCCCCGAGAAAUUGCUCGAGGAGCCAGUCUGGCUGACUUCAUUCAGCCCAGUCUUGGACCACUUCAGCCAAAUCUCGAUGACUUUAUGGAUACUCUUGAACCCCUACAAGAGUUCCUAAAUUCGAAACUGGCUCCUGUGCCAGAAGAGGAUUAUAGUGGAGCUCUGAGUAACAAUUAUCCAGAACUCGAUCUGAUGACGCCGAUGAACCAGACGAACAAUAUCAAUCAGCAGGCAGUUGUCAAUCAACAAUCCCAACAAUCCCUCACGCAGGCAGAACAAAACGCGAGUUUGCAGAAUCUCCAGUAUACUGCCAAAAUUUAUACCCAGUCGCAGCCGGAGUCAUCCAAUGUGUUUAGAAACAACAUGAGUCUGAGCGACAGUUUCAGUUCAGUUCAGCAGAGUUAUGAGUCACAAGCCAACAACCAACUCGCAAGAGAGAAGAACCACCAAGGAAGGACAAUUCCGAGGCCUAAUCGGAUUAUUCAGCAGCAAAAUGCCUAUCAGCAGUCAAAUUUGUCCUAUCAGCCCUCGAAUCAGCAAACCUACGCCAUGGAUGUUCAAUCUAUGCAGCUGAACUCUGGAUCGAAUCAGAUUCAACUAUCCUCUCUAGCUAAUAAUUCCCUAAACUCGACUCCACUGCCCUCAAUAACCCACGUAAAUAUGGUUGGACCUCAGGCUUAUCCUCAAAACAACUCGGCUCAGGCCCAGCCGAGAGUCAUCAAAUCGGAACCAGUUUCUCAGUCGAUGAUCAAACCCUACAAAGUCGUGCAGCAAGUGCAACAGGGCUACAAAUUUCCUGCACCUUCGCAGGGAUUCAAUACCCAGCAGUGCAAGUUCAGCACGAAUAACUUUAAGGCGAUGCCAGCUCAGCUGGUAGUUACAGUUUCGAACCAACAACCAACACAGUCACACAUAUUGUUACAGUGUAAAUCGCCCGGGCUUGAUCUUUCCCAAUCAGCCUCGCAUCCUACCAAACUUUUACCGAGACCGGUUGCACCUGCCACGGACAAGGAGGAAGUUUUCGCUGUGCCUAAGUACAAUCAAAUGAAAGUGCGAAGUAGGUCUCGAAGUAGUUCAUCCUUGGUACCUGCAAGAGUUCAUCCACCGCCUCUUGUUUCCGCAGUGAGCGAUCCAGCCAUAAGUGUGAACAACAACGUACUACUCGCACAUUUACUCACAAACAAUGCGUCUGGUAUCUACACUGUGAGCUCUGGCAAUGAAAAAAUUGUUCCUGGAGCAAGUCAAUCGUCUGGGGUCAAACACAUUUUGCCAAUGUUGCCUCCAUCUAAUUCGCCUUCACAAGUAAACAGCAGCACUCAUCACAUCUCUACUCCCAUCACAAUUCAGUCCAUGCAUUCAGCACCUACAGUACAAUCUCAAGGACAACAACAGACAAUGAAACAAUCGACAAGCGGCCAGAAGGUUUUGUUGAACACGAAUAGCCAACCUCAACAGUCCCAGGGUAGUCCAGGGUCACCAAAGGAUGGCUCCAGUGCACACAGCCCUCAGGGUCUCAGCCUGAGUCCCUUGCACAGUCCUAUGAGUCUAGGUAGUCCGCUUUCCCCUUCUCGCAUCUACGUCAAGGGCGAACCGGAACGUGGAGGACAAUAUAAGGAACAGAAGAGAGUGGGUCACAUCCAUGCAGAGCAGAAACGCAGAUAUAAUAUUAAAAGCGGAUUCGACAUGCUUCACAGCUUGAUACCGCAGCUCAAUCAGAAUCCAAAUCAGAAAUUGAGUAAAGCUGCGAUGCUUCAGAAAGGGGCGGAUUAUAUCAGGCAACUCAGGACGGAAAGGAACCAAUUGAAGGAUGAAAUGGACAAUCUCAAAAGUCAGAUUGAACGCCUUAAUACAUCUAUUAGUAAUUGCCAAUCACUACUUCCGGCGACGGGAGCGCCUGUUUCUAGACAUAGGACCAAUAAGAUGAAGGAGAUGUUCGAUGAAUAUGUACGAACACGUACAAGGGAAAACUGGAAAUUCUGGAUUUUUAGCAUAUUACUGGAGCCGUUGAUGACUUCGUUCACUACUUCUGUAUCUACAGCAAGUAUUGAUGACUUGUACAGAAGCACGAUUGUGUGGGUGGAGCAGCAUUGCUCGCUUGUUGAUCUCAGACCAGCUGUCCUCAAUUCGCUGAGGUAUCUCUCAACAGCAACCGAAAUUCUCUCGGAUCCUGCUCGUUUGCCUCAUGAAGCACGCGCAGCUGUUGAGCGAAAAUGAGUCAAGAUCUGCGGAAUAAUGACUCGCAAAGUGCAAGUUUAAAACUCCAAAGAGUGUCUUUGACUCGACGCAAAUAUUUGUAAAUUUUUCUCGCCUUCAAUUGAGUUUCGGGACAAACAAGUGCAAUGCUGUCCUUGUAGACAAUUCCGAGAUUCGCAUCUAGAAUUUAGAAUAAUUUCGAAUAAUAAAAAGAAGACCUAGCUUCAAGUCGCGUAGAUUACGAUCUCGUAUUUCGCACAUCGCAUCGACGUCUAGAAAACGAUAGAACCUACACGAAUCACCAAAUAGCGAUUCUUUUUUGCCCGGAUGAUAAGAAAACCGACUGACAAUGAAAAUAAUAAAACAGUGACUCUUUCCUUUCGGUUAUCACAAAAGGAGAAAUUCUCUUCCCAAUUUUUCGUUGACCAUUGGAGGAGACUUUCGUUUAGUUUUUUCGAAAAACAAAAAAAAUGGCAAGAAAGUUUGGUAAUGGACCUAAGAAACAUGGAAUAGAAGAUUUUUUUUAGAAAAUGGUACACAAUUUGUGCCCGAGACUUGCCUUGUCACGAAUGAUAACUUGGGCCAGAUCAUUCCAUUUUUCUUACACAGGAAAUAUUAAUGAUAUUCGUGUGAGAACUUGUACAUAAAUUUACAAAUCGAUUUUUACGAUGUCUGACGAGCGGAGGAUAUUUUUAUACCAAUCAGCGACAUUUUUUUACCUGCUAGGUACAUUUGCAUAAUUUGUACCUUAUAAUAAUAUUCUUUAAAAACAAAAAGGAGGGGAAAAAUGGUUCGUUUGUUAGUUUGAUCAGGCGAAGGUAUAAAAAGCAGAGAUUUUUGUGAGUUGGAUCAAUCUCGCAGCAUAUGUCGAUAAUAUUUUUCGAAAAAAUCUCCUCAAUCUUUAGUUGUUAUGUUAUAUAUCAUAAUCAAACUUUAUUGUUUAUACUUUAAUCCAUCCUAGAGAUUAUCCUUAGUAACAGCUUUUCGCAAAUCCUUGAGAAAAGAAAAAGAAAAAAAAACCUUCGAGUGCCUGUUCAGCGAUCACUAAGGAAAAGACGGACUUGCUUGUAAAAAAAAUGCCUGUUACGUACAAGGAAAGGAGCUGCUCAUAAAUUAUACGAAUGUUACAUCGAUACUGUUACGCAAUAUGAAGUUUUUAUUACAAAAUUUCAUGUGAUAAUGUACAAAUCGUUUAAUACAGUUCGAUUGUUAGGUAUAAUGUAAACCACACGGGAUUUCCGUGCGUCGAGAUUGCGGAAAGCAAAUUUCAUUUCUUUCCCUUUGUUUUGACAAUAUUUAGGAGGCAAGACACGACCCUCGGAAUUCCCCACAUCGAGAAUUAUAUUGUGUGUAAGUGUAAAUGAUAAAUGACGUAAAUGAAUCAAUGAAGGGAUGUUUUUUUUGUACAAUAUGCAUCAUACAAUCGUUAA
Belonocnema kinseyi is the source of this 4783-nucleotide messenger RNA. It is a transcript of the gene Mondo, whose product is annotated as MLX-interacting protein-like. Gene Ontology annotation, molecular function: RNA polymerase II cis-regulatory region sequence-specific DNA binding; DNA-binding transcription factor activity, RNA polymerase II-specific; protein dimerization activity. Gene Ontology annotation, cellular component: nucleus. NCBI's taxonomy places the organism in Eukaryota, Metazoa, Arthropoda, Insecta, Hymenoptera, Cynipidae. Gene Ontology annotation, biological process: regulation of transcription by RNA polymerase II. Bases 282 to 3374 code for a protein of 1030 amino acids. The record is from RefSeq and is a predicted model, not a curated record. The transcript has 16 exons.